Messenger RNA from Sciurus carolinensis (gray squirrel), 807 nucleotides. Its product is annotated as proline-rich protein 23C-like. The record is from RefSeq and is a predicted model, not a curated record. The transcript has a single exon. The coding region runs from base 1 to 807 and encodes 268 amino acids. Lineage: Eukaryota; Metazoa; Chordata; Mammalia; Rodentia; Sciuridae.
AUGAUGGGCAUGCGGCCACGCAGCCCCAGCGCCUGCCCUGCGCCCUGGUGGGGACCGCAGCCCGGAGGACCCGGCCCCGCCAAGCGCCGCCGACUGGACGACCCCGCCGACGCCGCCGAGCCCCAGGCGGCACCCAGCCUGCAAGACGCGGCGGGCGCCGCCGCCGACGCCACCGCGCUCACCUCCGUGGUGGUCCUGGCCGCGGGCUGCGCCCUGCAGGUUCCCCUGGACGACGUCGAUCUGGUGCUGGAGCCCGCGCCAACCUCGGUCCUGCAAGUGUCUCUCCAAGGACACACCCUCAUCCUGAUCCCCGAGGGCCUCGUGGGAGCCACUGACCAACGCCCAGGAGGCCAGGGAGACGCGCCUGAUGGCCCAGAACUGGGCGCUUUCCUGAGCACCCCCGGGGAGGACGUGGUCGUCGAGCAGGGAUUCUUCUACGAAUUUAUCCCAGAGAUCGCCAUCCAAGAAGAGGCCUAUGAGGAAGACGCCGAUCGUGAGUUCCUGGAGGCCUGGAUGGGCCCUGCAGCUGGCCCAGGGGCGGGGCUCCUGCUCUGCACUGACGGAGUGUCCAGCCCCUGCCCGCAGGGCCCCAUCCCAAAUCUCUGCCCUCUGGCGCCCACCCCCAGUCCAGUGAGACGCUCUUCUGAUCCUGUCUUCGACCUGGAUUUCCACCUUCUGAGGCCCUUCCCCAGCUCGCCGCUCCAACCACUACCUCCCUCUCCAAGUCCGAGUUCAAGUCCCCAGGCGCCUCCAGAGCGCUCUCCAGGCCCUCGGAGCAAAGCCUGCAGACGCCUGUUCCAAGAAUAA